CAAUAGUGACAGUUUGCUUAUACACUCUUAUUAAUGUUGAUCUAAUUUUUUUGUCCAUUCUUUGCAAAUUAUUAAUUUUUCCCAUCAUAAGAAUGAUUUUAUUAGAAAAAUUACAAGAGCAAGGAUGGUACUUGACUGAGGAAGGUCUUAGAAAAUUAACCACCAGCCAUAAUUUACAAACGGAAGAUGUCAAUAAAAUCAUAUCUUUAGCCCUAGAUUGGGAUUUGAAGGAUAUAGCGGCGGGCGCUUUACCAUCUAAACCCGAUAGCAGUGGUACCAUAUCUGGUCGCAUUGUAUUACAAAUACAAAAAAUGCGAAAUAUUUCGGCACCGAAAGCCAACGAAGAAUCCACGGCUGCGCCUAGAUUUCUACAAUUGGAACUAAGUGACGGAGUUAAUACUAUAGCUGCUUUAGAGUUUGAACGAAUUCCUAGUCUAAAUCUUAAUGUGCCACCGGGCACCAAAUUGUUAAUAAAAGCUGAAAAAGUAAAGCUAUUGAACGGAUUUUUAGUAUUAAAGCCCUCAGAUAUUCAGAUUCUCGGAGGAAAAGUAGAAGCUUUGGUGGAAAAGUGGGAAGUGGCUAGACAAAUGCUUAAAUAUGCUAGAAGUAACAGAAGGCUAUCAGGAUCAGGUGGACCUCCACCAUGGAUAGCUUUCGGUAAACGAUUAGAUGCUCACAAAGAUGCACUGCCUACAGAUAGAAACUUUAAAAGUUUGCAAGCAGCUAAUGAAAAGGAUAAAAACUCAAAAGAAAAUGAUGAGUUCAAUGUGAGUCGUAGUCAAGCUAUCGCCGAAGCCGCAAAGGCUGGUCAAAAGAAAGUAUUUGGCGGCGGUCAACAAAAUAUUUUAGAUCAUAAUGUUAAAAAGAUCUUAGAAAAGGGUUAUUCUGAAGAAGAGGCGAAACAAGCUCUCAAAACUACCAACAACAAUCUUGAAAGAGCUUUAUACAAUCUCAAGCGUAGAAAUAAUGUUAGAAGCGGUUCAGUAGAUAAUAGUGCAAAAACCGUAACCGCUACAACAGGAGGACGUGUAAGGGACAGAGUAGCCUCGGCCAAGGAAGAAGCCGCAGCGGCAAAACCACAGACAAAUGUUUCACUGUUUGAUUUCUUGACCGAUAAACUGCCAGUGACUGUUUCCUCUGCAAGUACUGUUCAAUCCCAAGCAGUUAGUAAUAAUGCUAACAAUGAUCGCAACUUUAAAGAUACUUCAUCAAAAACUUAUAAUAAUACCAAAGCUAUAUCUGUUGGAGGUAAUAGAUUUGAAAAUAACAUGUCAUCUAGUUUUGCCGCAAAUAGAGCAACUGUUACCUCAAGAUCUGAAGAAAAGCAACCUUUGCAAUCACGUUCAAAUACUUUCAAUCAAAGACAAGAAGAACGUAAACAACAAUCUAUCAACAAACCUGGAAGAGGUGGAGAACGAAAUAAUACAAACAGAACUCAAACCUCAAAUUACGAUAAGCCUUUAAAUCAAUCAACUGUGGCUCAAGAAGAAAAUAUAAAAUCCGCAGGAGGCAACAACACUAAGAGAAAUGAAAGAAAAAAAGAAAGGGAGCAAACCCCUAGGCAGCCAAUGAAUGACUAUCUGCCUAACAAACGGAAUAAUGAAUUUAAUAAGCCGUCAGAAAAGAAAUCGUAUCAACCGAGGGAAAAUAAUAGAAAUAAUAAUCAGGAUUCAACGAAAAGUUUUCCGCAAAAACAAACACAAAAACCUAAUAAUAAUUUUGAAAAGGCUUUGGACAAUUUGGUAGAAAGUACCUCGAAAAUGUCCAUCCAACAUAGAGAUGAAUCAACAGCUAACAACCAGCAGAAUAGGGGCAGAAAUAACCAACAAACUUCAAAAAGUAACAGCCAUCAGCAAAUGCCAACUUUGAGCCAACAUAAGCAAAAGUCUUCAUCCGAAAACUAUCCAAACAAUUCCCAGCAACAACAACCUAAUCGAUUUAUAGAUUCCCAAAAUUUCUCUUCGAAAUCUCAGCAAAACCCGAAAAAUCCCGCUUAUGUGCCUCAAGUCGGUAACGGCUUUGCAUAUGAUCCCAGCAAAAUAAUGGGAUUUCAAAGUAAAGAAGCUAAUGAAUACGCUAUGAACUUGUUAAAAAGUCAAGGCUUGACCAUGCAACAGCUGCAGCAGCAACAAGCGGUAUCACCACAAGCCCAACAGGCAACAUUACCUCCGCCUCCACCACAGCAACAACAUUCUCAGAAUCAAAUACUCAAUAAUCAAGCCACUGCUGCUGUUGCGUAUAUGGCACAGAAUCCCAACUUAUUUGUAGCACCACCGCAACAAGCUCCACCGCAAUUCGGCAUGAUGUCUAGCGGUAAUUGGCCUUGGAAUAUAGGCGAUUUGUGUUUAGCCAAAUAUUGGGAUGAUGGCAAUUAUUACGAUGCAAAAAUCACUGCUAUUUCGGAUAAGACGUGUGUUGUUUUAUUUUUGGGUUAUGGCAAUCACGAAGAGGUAUUAAAAUCCGACUGCCUACCCAUCACUGAUGCUCAGCACAUACCACUGAAUGCUUACCAAACAAACAUCACUGCUCCUCCCAUGGCACAGCCACAUCCUUCAGCAUUUCAACCAAGGUCUAAUAUACAUUCUGGAGUUGGAGGAAGUGGUGGCAAUCAACGUUAUCGAGGCGAAAGACAAAUGUAUGUACCACCACCUAAACGAAAUAAUAACUGAUACUGAAUGGGGCCAACGCAACAACAAAAUUUAAAAUCUAAAACUCAAUAUCAUAGUAUUUCACAACAACUUUUGCACCGUCACCAUACAUUUGUGCAUUCGAAAGAAA
Lucilia sericata (common green bottle fly) is the source of this 2778-nucleotide messenger RNA. RefSeq names its product tudor domain-containing protein 3 (gene Tdrd3). The coding region runs from base 93 to 2669 and encodes 858 amino acids. The record is from RefSeq and is a predicted model, not a curated record. Gene Ontology annotation, cellular component: cytoplasm; nucleus. The transcript is spliced from 5 exons. Lineage: Eukaryota; Metazoa; Arthropoda; Insecta; Diptera; Calliphoridae. Gene Ontology annotation, biological process: mRNA processing. Gene Ontology annotation, molecular function: RNA binding; protein binding.